AUGAACACAGACAAUACUGAAUUUCUUCCCACAAUAGGAAAUGGAAUUGACAAUUCCACUGCUGAUGCAAAUGUGAAGCCUUUGGAGAAAGAACAGAGGGAUAUCUCAUUCCCUGAGAAUGGAAUUCAGUAUAUUAAAGGAAUGAUAAAGGUCGAGGACGAAGACACAGGAAACAAUGAGAAGUACCCUGAGGCUGAGUCAGAAUGCGCAAUUUUGCCAAAGGAGGAAAGAAAUGUCUCUGAGGAACAAAUGGAGGAAGGAUAUGAUGGCAACAGAACAGAAGAUGACGAUUACAAUGAUGAAGAGAGAGAUUGCGGGGCUGAACCAGAGGACUUGUCGUUGGUAGACUACUCACUGUACAACAGUGCAGCUCUGCAGGAUGGCUCAGCAGAGGCCACAUCCGAGAGGACCUACAUGACUGGAGCCAUGAGUCCCCACACGCAGUCAAUGGGGAAGCUUAACUGUGACAUCUGCGGCUUGUCCUGCGUCAGCAUCAACGUACUGCUGGUGCACAAACGCAGCCACACGGGUGAAAGACCAUUCCACUGCAGUCAGUGUGGCGCUUCCUUUACCCAGAAGGGAAACCUGCUUCGCCACAUCAAACUACACUCCGGGGAAAAGCCUUUCAAAUGUCCCAUGUGCAGCUACGCUUGCCGCCGACGUGACGCCUUAAGCGGACACCUGCGCACCCAUUCUGUAGAGAAGCCCUUCAAGUGCAACCUCUGCAGUCGUAGUUACAAGCAGCGCAGCUCCCUCGAGGAGCACAGAGAGAGGUGCCAUGUGUACAUUCACAGUAAUGCACCUGCUGAGAAAGACGACAGUCCCAUUUCGAGGACUCAGAUGGGCACUGAGCGUGCGCUGCUUCUUGACAGGCUCGCCACAAAUGUAGCCAAACGCAAGAGUUCCAUGCCGCAGAAGUUUACAGGUGAUAAUGGUGUCUGUCUGGACCUGAGCUUGAACAGGAAUCCAGUUCACCAACAGGACCCUCCAUUAGGCUCCCCUGGGCCUGACGUCCACUGCCAACAGCCGUUAAUGCGUUCAGGCCCAGAAAAUGAUCUAGCUCACUCGCAAAGGCCAUACCCAGUUCUGCUAAACCGCAAUGAAAUCAGUCCUAUUGGCCUUACCAAUGGCCACAAGAUGAUCAUGCCGAUGCCAGGUGUCCUUCAUUCCCACCAACAACAACCUGGCAUGGAAACCUUCCACAAUGAUGGCUCUCAGGGAUCUCAUAUCAUGUAUAGCCUAGGCCAGUUGCUAGGAGGACUGAACCAUCAGAACGGGAUGCCACACCCUCAGUCCAUUCCCUUGUCACCCCUGGAAGCUUUGCAGGUAGCGCGGGCUGAAGGAGAGGCUGGUGGGAUUCCUGGGGCAUUGUACUCCUGCAGCCACUGCAAGGUGAUCUUUCUUGACUAUGUCAUGUUCACGAUCCACAUGGGAUGUCACGGAUUCCGCGACCCACUUGAGUGCAAUGUGUGUGGUCAUCGCAGUCGGGACCGAUAUGAGUUCUCAUCACACAUAGUUCGUGGAGAACACCGGCUGGAAACGAAGUAG
Molecule: messenger RNA, 1548 nt
Organism: Nerophis lumbriciformis (worm pipefish)
Lineage: Eukaryota; Metazoa; Chordata; Actinopteri; Syngnathiformes; Syngnathidae
Source: RefSeq, a predicted model, not a curated record